UCAAGUUUCAUUGCGCUUUACAUCCACUAAAUUUAAAAUGGCCCGUACUAAGCAGACUGCUCGUAAGUCUACCGGAGGCAAGGCGCCACGGAAACAGUUGGCGACCAAGGCAGCUCGGAAGAGUGCCCCAGCCACCGGAGGAGUUAAGAAACCUCAUCGAUACCGCCCGGGAACCGUUGCUCUUCGUGAAAUUCGUCGUUACCAAAAGAGUACUGAGCUCUUGAUCCGCAAACUGCCAUUCCAACGGCUAGUCCGAGAGAUUGCUCAGGAUUUCAAAACCGACUUGCGUUUCCAAAGCUCUGCAGUCAUGGCUCUUCAGGAGGCCAGUGAAGCAUACCUCGUAGGUCUCUUUGAAGACACUAACUUGUGCGCUAUCCAUGCCAAGCGUGUAACCAUCAUGCCCAAGGACAUUCAGCUCGCUCGUCGCAUUCGUGGUGAACGUGCUUGAUUUCUUCGUUUGACACAACAUUACAACCGGCCCUUUUCAGGGCCACAAAAUCUGUCUCGCUAAAAUACGACUCCAUCUG
Molecule: messenger RNA, 527 nt
Organism: Diprion similis
Lineage: Eukaryota; Metazoa; Arthropoda; Insecta; Hymenoptera; Diprionidae
Product: histone H3
Exons: 1
Coding region: 38-448 (136 amino acids)
Cellular component (GO): nucleosome
Molecular function (GO): protein heterodimerization activity; DNA binding; structural constituent of chromatin
Source: RefSeq, a predicted model, not a curated record